Molecule: messenger RNA, 2257 nt
Organism: Choloepus didactylus (southern two-toed sloth)
Lineage: Eukaryota; Metazoa; Chordata; Mammalia; Pilosa; Megalonychidae
Product: spermatogenesis-associated protein 31A6-like
Exons: 6
Coding region: 443-2233 (596 amino acids)
Source: RefSeq, a predicted model, not a curated record
CUUGGACUUCAAGAUGGAUCAACUUCAUUACCUCCAGAGCAGCUACCUGACUCUGUCUCCUGCCCCCGCAGCCGCUGCAGAAGGAGCGCCAGGCCGGGGCGGAGUGCGGGCUCGCGCGGCAAGUGAGCGCCGAGGUCACGAAAUGGAUUCGAGUGAACCGGAGACCCAGAAAACGGAAACGAAGGGAGAACGAAGAGGUGUUUGAAAAGGGUUAAAGGAUCUCUGAAAAAAGAAAAACUGUGUUCAGAAUAAAUCACCCAAUCUUAGGUUUCUGUAUGUGGUUGUAGCACAAACUGUAGCACACUCACUCACCUCGACUUCAGAGCCAUCUCAAAAUGGAGACAGAAGAUGAAAUAAGUGUAUUAGUUUUGAAACAACAGGAGGGAUUUUAUUUACUGUAAAGCAAAUGAGAAAUUUGUUUUCCUAAAUUCGGAAUUUCAGUAUGUUGCUUCGCAGAAAUUGGGACUGCCUAUUUUCCCCUGAAACUGUAUUAAGUGAAAACUUGAUUUGUCACUAUAGUAAAUAUUAUGAAGUCAAGCGUCAAAUGGGGACAAGGGGAAGGAACAGGAGGAGGAAGAAAAAUGGAGCUUUGAAAGCUUGCAGAGAGAGCCUGCAAGAACUGAAGGAGACUCAAGACCUGUUCUUGCUUCUGCAAAGCCACCUGGGUCAGCUCCCUGAAAAGGGCAACUUUCAUCAGCUCUUAUGUCAAGACCCCUCUGCUGAGAUGUGCAAAACGGCACCUGCUGAAGCCCAUCUGCCACAUGAGGAACCCAUAGACAACGCUGCUCCCGCUGUGUCCCCUUGGGCUUCCACAGUUCCUCUGACCAAGCCCCCUCUACCUCUGGCCUCCAAGCUUUCACCAUACCUGACCACCCCCUCAGUUCCUGGUCUUUUGCACUCACCUCUGAGUGCCUCUCAGCCAUCAGAGCCUUUUCUACCUCUAGACCAUCGCUCACGCCAACCACUCGCACCUUUCUCACCCCCACCACCUGCCUCUGGUUCCUUGGCCUGCCCUCAGCCUCCAACAGCCUUCUCUGCUCCACCACUGAUAGGCUCCUCUUUGACUCUUUCUCAGCAUGACUUGAUGUCACUCCCACUGAGUGCAUCUUUAUAUAACAAGUCUUGGUUGUCUGCUUCUACGCCAACAAUCUCAAGCUUUGACCGGUCAAGCCGUCCCAUUCUGGCCUCCUCCUGGUGGUGGGCGGCUACAAAAGACCUAUUCUUCCCGACCCCAACACACUCUGAAUUCCAGCAAGAGCAUCUUUCCCAUCACUCACGAGAAGCCUCUUUCUGGAGAGGCCCCGUAAACAGGCAGGUGGAAUUUGGUGGCCCCUCUUUCCUCAACUCGGAUGUCCAGAAGCUCCUGGAACUGCAAAUCACAAAGACAGUGGAAUUGAAGAGUUGGAAGGAAAAAAAAAAGGAGGGACCAGACUACCGUCUGAAUUCUUUAGGGAAUGUGUUUAAGUCCCUUCCUGAUGAGCAGGACAGCACAGUCCCUCAACCCUUCUGGAGCACCAAAGACAAACCAGAACAGCAACCCAGCCCUGAGAAGUCCCCAAAUCCUGAGACCUUGGGGGAUCAUUUGGGGCAUAAAUGUAGCCAGUUCUUCUGGGGCCUCCCCUUUCUGCACAGUGAGUCCCUGGUGGCUACUGUCAGGGGUUCUGGCUCUGCAGUAGAGUUUCCCUCUGUUUUCUUCAAUGGAAUCUCUAGUGCCUUACCAAUUCAAAUGCCAGCUGAAGAAUUUUCACUCCUCUCACAGUCCCAGGCCUUGCCACAUUAUGUGGUUCAAUCCCAACUCUUGAUUCCAACCAUGCCACAACCCCAGCCCUCACUUAUAUCUCAAGUCCAUUUCCAGCCCCAACCUCUGGCUCAGAUCCAGACCCAGGUCCAUCUCUCAUCCUCUCUCCCAAUUCUAGUACCUUCUUCUCCUCAGAUUGUUUCCUGUGGAGAAUUGUGGCCCACCUCCCAGAAUGAGUCACAAUCCCUCAUGCCAAUUGCAAUUCAACACCUGGAAUGUCACAUUUUGAAGAAGCAAAAAGAGAGUUGGAGGGCUUUACCCUUCGUGGUCACACGAUCUCAGGAAGCCUUUAGUUCUCUAAGUUCUAACCUUCCCCAGGAGAGCCAGGCCUCCCAGGCCCACAAGUCAGUCUCCAGCCUUCCUGGGGAUUUUCCUGUCAGCCCCGUGCUUUGCAGGCACCUGGAGCAACACCUUCCAAAGAGGUUUGUCCAAUAGCAGGGCAGCCUGCCCCGUAGGAUC